This is a messenger RNA of Lymnaea stagnalis (great pond snail), 408 nucleotides long. The record is from the annotation of a GenBank genome assembly. NCBI's taxonomy places the organism in Eukaryota, Metazoa, Mollusca, Gastropoda, Lymnaeidae.
AUGAGGAAAGACAGUUCUAAUAGGACAUUUGUAAUCGCAAUAUUCCCAUGUGGUAAGUAGCCUUCUAUUUAGUGUUUAUUGUUUCAACACAGGUACUUCAAUUUUUUUCAUUUUGAUUUUCAAAUUUUACAGCUAGCUUUGAACAUAUUUUAUGACUUAUACAUUAUCAAUGUAUCAUUAAAAAUUAUUGACAUUAGAACUAUAUAUUAUACCCCACAAUUUUAUCUUUAAUUCUUUACAUACAUUCUUAUUUCCCCAGGUGUUACUAUAAAAAUAUAUGUUGCAGUGAAAAGCUUGAAUAUAGAGUUUGAAAUUGACAAGAACCUGCAAAAUAAAACUUUGGGUCUAUUAGGGAAUUUCAACCUGGAAAAAUCAGAUGAAUUUACCCUUCCUAAUGGAGUUAUCCUG